AUGUUGUCCAUUGCAAAAAAUAAUGGUUUCCGCACCGUCACACCCAUUUAUCGGUUUCUUUCUACCGGCUCUGCAUUGUUGUCGAAAUAUUCCGCAACACAAAGGGGAGAGAAUUAUUGUCUAACAUUUGAAACCAAACAGAAUGAGGAGAAGCCGUUUGCUUUCGAUAAAGUUUUCGGUCUGAAGCAAAAGGAGGAAAAACCUUUUGCUAAUGAGUUCUUUGGUCUAAAGCAGAAAGAGGAAAAACCAGUUUUCAACGACGUCUCCUGCAAAAAGCGCAAUGAGGAAAAGUCCUUCGCAGAAAACGUGUUUGGAACUAAGAUAAAUGAAGAGAAACCCUUCGAGACGCAGAUCUUCGGUCUGAAGCAGAAAGAGGAAAAGCCAGUUGUCAAUGACAUCUCCUGCAAAAAGCGCAAUGAGGAAAAGUCCUUCACAGAGACGAUCUAUGGAACCAAGCUUAAUGAGGAGAAGCCCACCUGUCAACAGAUCUUCGGUCUGAAGCAGAAAGAGGAAAAGCCAAUUGUCAAUGACAUCUCCUGUAAAAAGCGCAAUGAGGAAAAAUCCUUCCUUGAAACUAAGAAAACCCUCGAGACAAAAGAGGAAAAGCCCACCUGUCAACAGAUCUUCGGUCUAAAGCAGAAAGAGGAAAAGCCAGUUGCCAAUGACGUCUCCUGUAAGAAACGCAAUGAGGAAAAGUCCUUCACAGAGUCGAAAAUGGAAUGGAGAAAAGUCGCUCCCAAUGAGGAAAAGUCCUUCACGAUCUAUGGAACCAAGCUUAAUGAGGAGAAGCCCACCUGUCAACAGAUCUUCGGUCUGAAGCAGAAAGAGGAAAAGCCAAUUGACAAUGACAUCUCCUGUAAAAAGCGCAAUGAGGAAAAAUCCUUCCUUGAAACUAAGAAAACCCUCGAGACAAAAGAGGAAAAGCCCACCUGUGAACAGAUCUUCGGUCUGAAGCAGAAAGAGGAAAAGCCAGUUGCCAAUGACGUCUCCUGUAAGAAACGCAAUGAGGAAAAGUCCUUCACAGAGUCGAAAAUGGAAUGGAGAAAAGUCGCGUCGAAAAUGGAAUGGAGAAAAGUCGCUCCCAAUGAAGAAAAGUCCUUCACGAUCUAUGGAACCAAGCUUAAUGAGGAGAAGCCCACCUGUCAACAGAUCUUCGGUCUAAAGCAGAAAGAGGAAAAGCCAGUUGCCAAUGACGUCUCCUGUAAGAAACGCAAUGAGGAAAAGUCCUUCACAGAGUCGAAAAUGGAAUGGAGAAAAGUCGCUCCCAAUGAGGAAAAGUCCUUCACGAUCUAUGGAACCAAGCUUAAUGAGGAGAAGCCCACCUGUCAACAGAUCUUCGGUCUAAAGCAGAAAGAGGAAAAGCCAGUUGCCAAUGACGUCUCCUGUAAGAAACGCAAUGAGGAAAAGUCCUUCACAGAGUCGAAAAUGGAAUGGAGAAAAGUCGCAAAACCCUCGAGACAAGAGGAAAAGCCCACCUGUGAACAGAUCUUCGGUCUGAAGCAGAAAGAGGAAAAGCCAGUUGCCAAUGACGUCUCCUGUAAGAAACGCAAUGAGGAAAAGUCCUUCACAGAGUCGAAAAUGGAAUGGAGAAAAGUCGCGUCGAAAAUGGAAUGGAGAAAAGUCGCUCCCAAUGAGGAAAAGUCCUUCACGAUCUAUGGAACCAAGCUUAAUGAGGAGAAGCCCACCUGUCAACAGAUCUUCGGUCUAAAGCAGAAAGAGGAAAAGCCAGUUGCCAAUGACGUCUCCUGUAAGAAACGCAAUGAGGAAAAGUCCUUCACAGAGACGAAAAUGGAAUGGAGAAAAGUCGCUCACUGUUAGUGAAGAAGAAGAACUUACUAGCAGAAGAGCAGCCGUUCGAUUUUUAGCAAAAAUUCGUAGCUAAUCAAAUUAUCAUAUUUGUAUUUUUCGCUAAAUAAAAAAUAAAAUAAAAAAUAA
Drosophila sulfurigaster albostrigata is the source of this 1935-nucleotide messenger RNA. RefSeq names its product trichohyalin-like. The record is from RefSeq and is a predicted model, not a curated record. The coding region runs from base 1 to 1818 and encodes 605 amino acids. Lineage: Eukaryota; Metazoa; Arthropoda; Insecta; Diptera; Drosophilidae. The transcript is spliced from 2 exons.